Messenger RNA from Patella vulgata (common limpet), 1716 nucleotides. RefSeq names its product cysteine-rich venom protein Mr30. Lineage: Eukaryota; Metazoa; Mollusca; Gastropoda; Patellidae. The record is from RefSeq and is a predicted model, not a curated record. The transcript has 14 exons. The coding region runs from base 60 to 1427 and encodes 455 amino acids.
UUCCUGACGUUACAACGUUACGACAGAAUCCUUGAGUUACAUCAUUUAAAGUUGGCAAAAUGUUGCGAAUUAUUUUGGCAUCCAUUUUGUGUUUUCAAGCAGUCACCAUAUCAGCUGACAUGGCGGAAGGGAUGUUAUCAAUACUGGGUGCAAAUGGAGAAGUACUAAGAGAAAGAAGAGCAACAGGAGCAUUAAACUAUGACCCCAAUUGUGAUCCAAAAUAUAAAACUAUUACUGCCAGUCAUACCAUGUGUUUAAUUGAUGUGGGUACCGAAGUAAUUUUAACACAAGCAGAUAAAGACGCCAUAGUGAAAACUCAUAAUGAUUACAGAAGUGCAGUCACACCCAAGGCAACUAACAUGCAAAAAAUGGUCUGGGAUGACGAAAUGGCCAAGAUUGCUGCAAAAUGGGCCUUACAAUGCCCAGGUGGUCACGAUGCAUAUUUGGCAAGAACAGCUGUUUCAUUACAAAACAUCUCGAUUGGUCAGAAUAUGGGCGGGGGAUAUGAUUCUUUUGCUACAUGUAUGAAUGGAUGGCAUAAAGAAGUAGCGGAUUACAAAUUUGGUACAGGAUCUAUUAACGGGAAAGCAGUUGGACAUUAUACUCAGAUUGUCCACCAUAAAUCAGCGCGUAUUGGGUGUGGUCAGGCUGAUUGUACUGGCAAACCAUACCCAAAAUACUAUGUGUGUAAUUAUGCAAGAGGCCAGGACACUUAUAGUAAUCCCUAUACCCAGGGUGAAAGUUGUUCGGCGUGUUCCGGUAAAUGCUCCAAUAACCAAUGUGAUUGUGGGGGUAAAUUGUGUUAUAAUGAUGGUAAAUUAGAUUUGUCCACGUGCACAUGUACCUGUCCAGCUAUAUACACGGGUGACCAGUGUCAAACAUUAACCUGCAACUACGUAGAGAAAUUUUGGUGUGCUAACGCCAAUACCUCCAAUUGUGAAAAAUAUUCGAAUUAUCCAAUUGAUUGUCACAUGCGUUGUGGAGUUUGUCCUUAUCCAUGUAACGGAAAGAAGUGUGAAAAUGGCGGUACUUUGGAUAUUCAGUCUUGUUCGUGCACAUGUAAAACACCAUACUCUGGUCCCACUUGUACUGAAAAAAGUUGUAUUAACCUAGACAAGUUUUGGUGUAAGCAAUAUAAAUUAGAGGACUGCAAAAAAUACAGCAAUUUUCCAAGCGACUGUAGCAUUAUGUGUGAGGUAUGUCCUAUACCAUGUAAUGGUAAGAAGUGUCUGAAUGGCGGCAAAUUGGAUGAUGCAGUGUCAUGCAAGUGUAAAUGUGUUGCACCAUACACAGGUGAUACCUGCGACAAAGCUGAAUGUGAUUCUGAUAAAUCAUGGUGCCCUUGUAUCGAUACAGCCGGUUGUGAUAUAUAUAGCAACUAUAAAACAGACUGUGGUUUUAAGUGCGGUAUAUGCAAGGCCGAUUAAUGCACCAGAUGAUGUGUGUGAACAACUCCAAGUUGUCUUAUGUUUGUCUCGGAGCAUAAAUUAUCAUAAAUAUAUUCUUAUUACUAAAUUUUAAAUUUCAAUCAGUAUUUCUUUUAUUCAAAAUGUAUAUCUAUCCUAUAUUAAAGUUACAAAAGUUCAAUCAGUAUUUCUUUUAUUCAAAAUGUAUAUCUAUCCUAUAUUAAAGUUACAAAAGGACAUUAUUUUAUAAAUUUCAACUAAUAACCAAUGACUGUAAUUGGUCAUCCCACACGUUUUAUGUUUAAUAAAA